Molecule: messenger RNA, 1152 nt
Organism: Hydractinia symbiolongicarpus
Lineage: Eukaryota; Metazoa; Cnidaria; Hydrozoa; Anthoathecata; Hydractiniidae
Product: histone H4
Exons: 1
Coding region: 590-901 (103 amino acids)
Biological process (GO): nucleosome assembly
Cellular component (GO): nucleosome
Molecular function (GO): structural constituent of chromatin; DNA binding; protein heterodimerization activity
Source: RefSeq, a predicted model, not a curated record
GAGUUGUUUUCGUGGAGCCUUUCCUCCAGUAGAUUUACGUGCAGUUUGCUUUGUACGAGCCAUAUUUUAAGAAGUCGAUGUAGUACGGAUACACAAGACGGUCUAAAAUGCACUAUCGCGCCAAAGUUUUAUUUCUCAUAUUGAUUGACAGCUAAGGUUCAAAACAAACCAUUUGAUUGGUGCUAAGAAAGUAAUUUCUGAUUGGCUGCAUAAUGACAUUACGCUCAUUACUUUAACAUUUUUAUAAAAUCUGUGUUUUUUGGCUACGGGAAAACGGCUGUAUCUUCUGAUACACAAAAGCUUUUGACUUUUUUUUUUUUUAGUAAGUAGCAGAAGGUUUGGCGAAUUCCAACGAUGCCAAAUUUAUUGCCUUACUGAAACAUUAAGACCACGAAUUUUUAAAAAAACUACAGUUUUACUUAAAAAAAUGUACAAAAUGUUCGGAACAUUUUGUAAUGACGCAACUCUAUUGGUUAAUUAGGGUGUUUCCACGAGCAGUAGGUAAUUUUAUGGCCUCUUUUUAAAGCUGUCUGAAUUCUGUUAACUCAAACGUUGUUUUUGUACUCGUUCUGUACGCAACUAUAUCAAUAUGUCUGGACGCGGAAAAGGAGGUAAAGGAUUGGGAAAAGGAGGUGCUAAACGUCACCGAAAAAUUCUUCGUGAUAACAUUCAGGGAAUCACAAAACCUGCUAUUCGACGUCUUGCUCGACGAGGUGGUGUCAAACGUAUCUCUGGCCUUAUCUAUGAGGAAACCAGAGGUGUACUGAAGGUUUUCUUAGAGAAUGUUAUUCGUGAUGCUGUAACCUACACAGAGCACGCUAAACGCAAGACCGUUACCGCUAUGGAUGUUGUUUAUGCCUUAAAACGUCAAGGAAGAACUCUUUACGGAUUCGGAGGUUAAGCGUUGUCAUUGCUCAACAAAAACGGCUAUUUUUAUAGCCACAAAUCUUUUAAAACAUUACUUUGUGCACGCUUCCAAAUUACACAAUGUGUAAAGUCUUGUCACAGUUACAUUUAUUGCUAUACGAUACUAUGUCAUAUAUGACACAAAAAAAAUUUAGAAAUACUUUGUAGGGUUAAUUUGCCUGGGAGUGUUUCCGUGAAAAGCUGGGUUAAGUUAAAUGUAAGCAAUAACAUGGAUCAAUGUACUUG